CCUCCAAGACGCGGACAUCACUGCGUGACACGCUCCAUCGAUCGAGGCUGUCCAACUGAGGUGCCUUGGGCGAGCACUUGUGUAGUUCGGCUAAUGCAUAAUCCAAUCUUUCCUGCAGAUCGCUCUGGAUUCUCUGUGACUCGGAUUUUAGACACUGAACGUGCAGCUCGAGCUGCCCUAUUUUUAUUUGACGAUCCUCUCUCUCUUUUUCCUGUUUAUCAACGAGUGAUGCCAUCACUUCAAGCUCAUUUUCCAUUCUUUGCUUCUCUGUCUGAGCUAAAGCUUUUUGUUGAGACACAACGAGAUCGCAAGAAAGACGCUGUUGUAUGUACAAGUCCAUUAACUGGAGCUGGCCAGCUUGGGCAUAGGAAUGGAAAUCUAUUAGGGGUGACGUGCAGAUCCAUCUCAUUCGGAGUGACAACAAGGUACACAGUGGCACCAGGGAAUAUGGCAUAAUCUUCAAUUUUUCUCGUAUCUCGUGACAUGAUACGCUGAUUGAAUACUAGCUUCUGGCGACGUUCUGGGAUGCCCAGCUCUGCAAAGAUGCUAGUCUUCAAGUCACUAACUCUACUGGAUGGGUUGCAACACAGGAACAUUUCUCUGAACCGUGUCUUGACGAAGAUGGGUAUUGUUCCGGGACCCACAAGAAAAACCUCACUCCCGGCAGUUAACCCGCACUCAGCAAGUCUUCGACUCUCUGAAAGUGGCGAAAUUCCCUUAUACAGCUGGUGGUC
This is a messenger RNA of Geodia barretti, 734 nucleotides long. NCBI's taxonomy places the organism in Eukaryota, Metazoa, Porifera, Demospongiae, Tetractinellida, Geodiidae. The record is from the annotation of a GenBank genome assembly.